AGAUAGAUGCUGAAGAGUGGGGUAAAUUUCUUCACACCAAAAAUAAGAUCUAUACAGAUUUUGAUGAAAUUCGUCAAGAAAUAGAAAAUGAAACAGAGAGGAUUUCAGGAAAUAAUAAGGGGAUCAGUCCUGAACCUAUUCAUCUGAAGAUUUUUUCAUCUAAUGUUGUAAAUCUGACUCUUGUGGAUUUACCCGGAAUGACGAAGGUGCCUGUUGGUGAUCAGCCUAAGGACAUUGAACUUCAAAUAAGAGAGCUAAUUCUUCAAUUCAUCAGCAACCCAAAUUCAAUUAUUCUGGCAGUCACAGCAGCUAACACAGACAUGGCCACUUCUGAAGCCCUUAAAAUUGCACGAGAGGUGGAUCCAGAUG
This is a messenger RNA of Eurypyga helias (sunbittern), 369 nucleotides long. Its product is annotated as dynamin-1-like protein. The transcript is spliced from 4 exons. Gene Ontology annotation, cellular component: cytoplasm; mitochondrion; microtubule. Gene Ontology annotation, molecular function: microtubule binding; GTPase activity; GTP binding. The record is from RefSeq and is a predicted model, not a curated record. Lineage: Eukaryota; Metazoa; Chordata; Aves; Eurypygiformes; Eurypygidae. Gene Ontology annotation, biological process: mitochondrial fragmentation involved in apoptotic process; mitochondrial fission. The annotation marks the transcript as partial.